AUGGCCACAAAAUUUGUUACAUUGGGCAUAGAAAAUGGUUACCAAUCAAUCAUCUAUAUCAGAGGCAACGUGCAGCUUUUAAUGGGAGAAGAAGUGUUGCACAUUGUUGAAGAUAUUAAUUACAUAUGGGGCUCGAAAAAUGGGGGAAGUGUUAGUGAGAAUGAUGGUGACAGAGUUUGUUGGAAGAAGAAAUCAAAAUUCUUUGCUCUCGAGUAUUGGAAAUACCUUUAUGUGAGGCAUGUCCUAGAUGUUAUGCAUAUUGAGAAGAAUAUUUGCGAUAGUACCAUUGGUACAUUGCUGGAAAUCCCUGGAAAAAAUAAAUAUGGGAUUGUUGCUCAGUUAGAUUUAUUGAACAUGGGGGUCAAAACUGAUUUGCAACCCGAGUAUGGACAAAGACAUACUCGCUUGCCUCCAGGGCCUUGGAAUUUGUCAAGAGCAGAGAAGAGAGCGGUUUUCAAUUCUUUCUAUGAUUCAAGACUUCUUGGACUUAAAUCUCAUUAUUGUCAUACCUUGAUGCAACAAUUGCUCACUGUGGCAAUUCGUUCUGUUUUAGAGAAGCCUGCAAGGUAUGCAAUAACUCGAUUGUGCUUCUUCUUCAAUGCUAUAUGUGCAAAGACGGUGGAUGUUUUCAAGCUAGAUAAGUUGGAAGAAGAUGUAGUAGUUACUUUGUGUUUGCUUGAGAAGUACUUUCCCCCUUCAUUCUUUGAUAUCAUGGUUCAUGUAGUAGUACAUCUUGUCAGAGAAGUUCAUCCAUGUGGCCCAAACCGUACUCAUCCGGAAGGUUGCAUUGCUGAGCGGUAUAUAGCUAAAGAAACUGUAGAGUUUUGCACCGAGCAUUUAUCUGAAGUUAAUACAGUUGGAGUGCCUUCAAGCCAGAAGAUGGGAGUUUCAAAGCCAUUAUCAGGUUGCACAGUUCAAAGUGAACUUAAUGGGGAAGAGCAUAAUGGCGUAUCAGAAAAUUUGAGGUGGCUAGCAGCUGGUCCAAGCAUGGCAGUGCCAUCAUAUAGGAGCUAUCUUAUUAAUGGUGUUAAAUUUAACACCAAGGCACAAGAUGAUGUGCAAACUAUCCAAAAUAGUGGAGUUUAUUUACUUGCACAUACUAUGCAAGUUGCUAGUGCCAAGGAUAAAAACCCUAUUGUCUCCAAUAUGAGUUUUUAUGGUGUUAUUCAAGAAAUUUGGGACCUUGACUGCCAAAAGUUUAGAAUCCCAGUCUUGAGGUGUGAUUGGAUAGAUAACACUUCGGGCCUUGUAGUCAACAAACUUGGAUUUACCCUUGUAGAUCUGAGUAAAAUUGGCCAUAGGAAUGACCAAUUUGUUAUGGCUUCUCAAGUCAAACAAGUAUUUUAUGUUGAUGACCCAAUGCAUUGUGGUUGGUCGGUAGUGUUAUCAAUGCCUAAUAGAGAAUAUAAUGAUGUUAUUGGUGAUGAUGUGCUAGGUGAUACUAGAAUUGAGUGUGAGCCAUUUACUAGAGGGAUACCAAAUGUUGACACAUUUGAUGACCUAGUGGGUGAGUUUAGGAAUGAAAAUAUUAGAGAUGGGUGUGGAGAUAUAUGGAUUGAUUGA
Messenger RNA from Prunus armeniaca (apricot), 1563 nucleotides. The record is from the annotation of a GenBank genome assembly. NCBI's taxonomy places the organism in Eukaryota, Viridiplantae, Streptophyta, Magnoliopsida, Rosales, Rosaceae.